This is a messenger RNA of Acipenser ruthenus (sterlet), 2184 nucleotides long. RefSeq names its product CD276 antigen-like. The record is from RefSeq and is a predicted model, not a curated record. The transcript has 5 exons. The coding region runs from base 204 to 1088 and encodes 294 amino acids. Lineage: Eukaryota; Metazoa; Chordata; Actinopteri; Acipenseriformes; Acipenseridae.
GCACGCGGUACCCUGAGAUCCCCUAAACCAUUGAUACGCUUCAGAGCAGAAGAGGAGGGGGCUGUGUGUCCUGCAAUCCUGUACACUGAACUCUCAACAAGUGCGCUGGAUUGAGAAGGACUUGCUUUGUUUCCAAGCUAUGAAACCGCUGCUUCUCUGAACCCCAGCAGAGGAAGGACAGCCUGCAUGUUUCACUAAACACAAUGAUCACCCUGCAGCUGCGCUGGACUCACAAAGACUUGCUUUGUCUCCAAGCUAUUAAACAGCUGCUAGUCAUACAAGUUUGGCUGCAUGUCUGUGUUGCAGUUACAGUGCCCCGGUCUCCAGUGACGUCACCUCCUGGCAGUGAUGUCACUCUCGACUGCUCUUUCUCCUAUAAAGCGGGGGCUGAUCUCACCAGAGUGGUGGUUACCUGGCAACGUCAUGACUAUCGGGUGGUCCACAGUUUCUAUUACGGUCAGGACCAGCUGGCUCUGCAGAAUGAAACCUACAGGAGUCGGACCCAGCUGUUCCCAGAGCAGCUCAGUGUGGGGAACGCCUCCCUCAGACUGAAGCAGGUGCGGGGGGAGGAUGAGGGCUGGUACACCUGCGCUGUCACCAACCAAGUGGAGAGCACCAAGGGAGACGUGCGGCUCAUAGUGGCAGCUGAAUUCAGCGAGCCUCAGCUGGUCAUUACUGCCAGUCCGGACAGUCCAGACAAGGCUCUCCUGAGCUGCAUCUCCACAGGAUACCCCAGCGCUUCAGUGCAGUGGCUGAAUGAGACAGGAUGUGACAUCACAGAGAGCAGCAAGACUAGCCAAUCCCUGGACAGGGAUGGGCUGGUGGAAAUCACAAGUCACAUUUUAGUGUCCAGGGGUGCUAAUUAUACCUGUGUUCUUACCCACAGCCGACUGAAACAAACCCUCAUGAAGACGAUCACCUUAACAAAGAAGGAUUUUUCAUCCAGAAGUAGCAUUGUGUGGGUGGUGUCGUCUUUGUUGACAGUGGUAUUGGUAACAUUAAUAACCAUUGCAAUCUACCUGCUUUUCAAGCACCGCCGUGGUACCGGCACACCAACAGAUACAGAAGAACAUCACCUGUCCUAUUGAAUUGGUUCCAUCACACAUGUACAAAUAUCACAUUUGACUUUAUGAUUUGGUUAAAAAUUGCAUUUUGUCCUCUAAUUCGGCUUCACUGUUCUUUGCAUAAUUUGGUUUAAUUUGGCUUUUUUUAUUAUUAUUAUUUGUUUAUUUAGCAGACGCCUUUAUCCAAGGCGACUUACAGAGACUAGGGUGUGUGAACUACGCAUCAGCUGCAGAGUCACUUACAACCUAUGUCUCACCGAAAUAUGGAGCACAAGGAGUUUAAGUGACUUGCUCAGGGUCACACAGUGAGUCAGUGGUUGAGGUGGGAUUUGAACCGGGGACCUCCUGGUUACAAGCCCUUUUCUUUAACCACUGGACCACAUUGGUUUUGGCUAUUAAUCAAACUCGAUCUUAUAAUUGACUGUAUUCUUUAUUUUUCUCGAAUUUGAUCAUUGUUUUUUCAUAACUGCUCAUUUGUAUUAUGAUAUUCUGUACUGCGACAUUUUAUAAUGUGAUGACUUGUAACGUGAUAUGAUAUAAUGCGAUACGUUGUAUUGUGAUAUUUUGUAACAAUUGCAUCGCCUUAGGAUACUUUUUUUUAAAUUGUUGAUACAAAGUAUCUAUGGAGAAAAAAUUUGGUCCAAUUGAUUCCUUUUGUCCACUAAUACAGAUUGAUAGUCUGUAUAAUCAGGACUGCCCAGUCCCUGACCACAUUCCAUCGCCUCCUCAAGACUCACCUCUUCAGACAGCACCUGUAGAACUCCUCUGUUUUUCCCCUGGGACACUUAUCACCCUUCCUUAAAUGUGCCUUACUUGCUCUUAUCUGCCCCCUAUUUUACUACAUUUAAUCCUGUACUUCAGAGUACUGCAAUCUGCCAAGUGUUUAAUCUGUAGUAUUUUGUAGUUAAUUAUACCCUGAUAUAACUAUUACUGUCACUGUUAUCUGCUGUAUUAUUGAAUUGUAUUUUGUCACACUUGUACUUGCUUGAACCAAAGUCAUUGUAUUCAUCAUUGUAUUUAUCUUGCUCUUAAUUGUAUUUUUGUUUACGACUGUAAGUCGCCCUGGAUAAGGGUGUCUGCUAAGAAAUAAAUAAAUAAAUAAAUAAAUAAAUAUAAUCUA